UCAAUUCCAUUGGUCAACAGUUCACAAAGGAAAAGACCAUCAGUGAUUGGUCAACGAGUUAAAAAAUUAUCGUGAGUGUAGUAAUCUAUGCAUGACUAUUUAAAGCGUGUUCUUUAAACUAAAUUUAAUUUGGAUAACUUCCGACUGUGGACAACAUGGCUAAAGAGCAUGUUAAACUGUUUUAUUUUAAUGCACGUGCACGUGGAGAAGCCAUUCGAAUGGUUUUUGUAGUGGCUGGAAUCGAGUUUGAAGACGAAAGGAUAUCAUUUGAAAACUGGCCUAAGAUGAAGCCGUCAAUACCUGGAGGCCGUCUGCCUGUAGUGAAGAUCACUGAGAAAGAUGGGAAAGAGAAAUGGUUGUCAGAGAGUUUGGCCAUUGCACGUUUCUUUGCGAAGAAGAAUGGUAUGAUGGGUAGCACGGAUGACGAGUACUAUAGUGUUGAGAAGCUAAUCGGUCAGGUGCAAGAUGUUGAAAGUGAAUAUUACAAGACCUUGAUGAAACCAGAAGAUGAGAAAAUAAAAAUCAUCAAGGAGAUAUUUAGUGGAAAAGUUCCCACUCUUCUAAAUGCAAUCUGUGAAUCCCUGAAGGAAUCGAAAGGCAAAUUAGCUGUGGGUGACCAUGUGACUUUGGCUGAUUUGGUAUUGAUUGCAGCCAUCGAUCACGUGACUGACUUGGACAAAGGAUUCAUGGACGGUAAAUAUCCUGAGAUCCAUAAACAUCGAGAGAAUCUCCUGAAAAUUUCACCGAAAUUGGCUAAGUAUUUAUCAGAAAGGCCUGCAACUGCAUUCUAAGCGUCGGAAUGAUAAAUUGAAGGUAACGAGGAAGGCAGAUAAAAUAUGCAGCCUAGUAGUUUUACUUUUGUUUCAAGAUAUACUGGUCUUUGAUUUUACUUAAUUUUUAUUUUCAUUAAUAAUAAUGUUUCUAUUAAAUAAACACUUCUUAUUCCUGAAUACUGUCUCAAUGCUUUACAAUGAAAAGACAUUUUCAGUUAGGAGACGAAAGUGUCCGUGUUUCAUAGGUUGGUGAAGACUGAAGUUAA
Trichobilharzia szidati is the source of this 1039-nucleotide messenger RNA. The record is from the annotation of a GenBank genome assembly. NCBI's taxonomy places the organism in Eukaryota, Metazoa, Platyhelminthes, Trematoda, Strigeidida, Schistosomatidae.